UGGUCACACUGUCAGUUAGUUUUUUAUUGUUUUUAUUUUAAAUGUAGCUGGAAACAGUUUUGGCUAUUUGAGAAAAUUUAUUUUGGAGACAUUGACGUGGCUAAUAGUUUGACCUUAAGCAGAAAAGAAAAUACGCUGCAACUAUGGAGCUCACAGGCUGGGUAAAAAACUAUGAUUGGGGCAAGAAUGGUAUACAUUCCACUGUUGCACAACUGGCAAUGGCCAACGAUCCAGACUUUACACUGAAUGAUAAAGCUUCGUAUGCGGAGAUGUGGAUGGGCACACAUAUUUGUGGCAUGUCCGUUGUCAAAGACACGGGCGAAACGCUGGACCGUGUGCUGAAGAAAGAUCUACCGUACUUGUUUAAAGUACUGAGCAUUAAGAAGGCUUUAAGCAUACAGGUUCAUCCCAAUAAAUGCGAAGCAGAGCGUUUGCAUCGUGAACGCCCAGAAAUCUACAAAGACGAUAAUCAUAAGCCGGAGUUAGCCAUAGCACUGACACCAUUCUUAGCACUGGUGGGCUUUCAGCCAGUUGAAGAUAUUAUAGAUUACAUAGACGAAUUCCAGCCAUUGAGCAAAUUGAUUGGCAAGGAAUCUGUGGAUCAGCUGCAUGAAGUUCGCAACGCUGAAGGAGUUAAGUUAUGCUAUGAAAUCCUAAUGAAGUCGGACGAAAAGGCUAUUGUAAAAUGUCUGAAGGACAUUGCCAAGACUUGCAAGGAAGAACUCAAGCGCAACGAGCUGUUUGAAGUGUUCAAUACCAUUAGCAAAGAUUUUCCUGGCGACGUGGGGAUAUUGUCGCUAUUCUUUUUAAAUAUCGUGCGCCUGCAGCCUGGUCAAGCCAUCUAUCUGGGCGCCAAUGAGAUACAUGCAUAUCUGGACGGCGACUGCGUUGAGUGCAUGUCCUGCUCUGAUAAUGUUAUUCGAGCUGGACUUACGCCAAAGUUUAAGGAUGUAGAUCAGCUAAUUUCUUCAGUAAUAUUCGAAGGCACCGAGGCGCACAAGAAGACCUUUACCCCAUAUCGUAUAGACGAGAACGUGCAGGUGUAUGUACCGCCAGUGGAUGAUUUUGCUGUAAUGCAUGUGGCCAUCAAGCAUACUCUGGAGAACUACAAGCUACAAAUACAGCCCUUUGGCGCCAUACUUCUAACCUUGGCAGGCGAACGCAUGUUGAAGCUCAACACCCAGAAUGGUGUCAAGGAGAUUAAACUGUCGCGUGGCAGUAUUGUUUACAUUCCCGUAGAAGCAGCGCCAGAAAUUGAAUUUUUGCAUGCCGAAGAUUGUGGUGAAAAUUUUACAGCCUAUAUAGCCACGUACAAUUAUUUUAGACAAGCUUAAAAAAAAUGUAAAUUGUUUGUAUUUAAAUUGA
This is a messenger RNA of Drosophila busckii, 1365 nucleotides long. It is a transcript of the gene Mpi, whose product is annotated as mannose-6-phosphate isomerase. Gene Ontology annotation, molecular function: mannose-6-phosphate isomerase activity; zinc ion binding. The coding region runs from base 144 to 1334 and encodes 396 amino acids. The record is from RefSeq and is a predicted model, not a curated record. Gene Ontology annotation, biological process: carbohydrate metabolic process; GDP-mannose biosynthetic process. Gene Ontology annotation, cellular component: cytosol. NCBI's taxonomy places the organism in Eukaryota, Metazoa, Arthropoda, Insecta, Diptera, Drosophilidae. The transcript is spliced from 3 exons.